CAACCAAAGCCCUAAGUAGACUGCUGGUAACUUCAACGGAAACGCACCAGUAUUUAAACGCGCUGCACCAGCAGCAGAGCUCAUAACAACUUUGCAUCGUAUCGUAUAAGAGGAACCGAUAAGUCUAGGACUAGAAGCUCACAAAUUCAAGAUGAAGAUAUCCAUAACAACAGUGACCCUUCUUAUUGGUAUUUUACAAGUUCAUGUCAUGGUGGCUACAGUUGCAGUUUCACCUGAUCCGGAGAUGACGUGUAACUCCUGCUGCCAGGGGCCAGCCGGUACACCGGGAAUUCCCGGGUCAAAUGGAAACCAUGGCCAGCAUGGGACAGCAGGUCCAAGAGGUGAAGCAGGCUCUCCUGGUGGGGUAGGUCAACCCGGUGCCAAGGGAGACAUGGGGUCAGAUGGACCGGUUGGUGAGCCAGGUGCUAAAGGGGAAAAUGGACUGAAGGGAGAGCAAGGAGUCGGUCAACCAGGGAAACAAGGACCUCAAGGUCUGCCUGGGACGAAUGGUCUGAAGGGGGAGAGAGGUGAACCUGGACCAGCUGGACAGACUGGUGAAGCAUGUAGUACGCGACGGUCCGCCUUCACUGCAGUUAGGAAUACCGCGUAUAGCCCUACAACUGGCUGGGAUCCCCUGCCCUUCGAAGAAUUAUUGUUUUCAGCGGCAGGGGUUAACUUUCAUUUGAAUAGUGGUACAUUUACAUGCACUGUGGCAGGGGUAUACGUAUUUAUGUUCUCAGUUCUGAAGUUAAACAGUGCGCCUGUCUUAGAGAUUCAGCUGAGAAAAAACAAUGACCCUGUUGUUACAACGUCCGUAUACGCUGCAAAUUAUGAUCAAGAGAGUGGCAGUGCGGUUAUUCCUCUGCUCAAUGAAGAUCAAGUUCACUUAGCUGUGAGCGGUAAAGUAUACAGUGACGUUCGCCAUUUUUCGUCUUUUACUGGAUUCUUGUUGUACGAAAUCUAAAUCAAUCAGAGAAACAUACAACGUUUUUUUUACGCAAACUAAAGUUAUAUUUUACAGUUUAACAAAUAACAACAAUCAGUUGUAGCAUGAAGGCGGGACAGUUUGUUUUAGACUGAUUUAUAAUUACUAAAUUACUAAAUAAUUCAUUACUAAUAAUU
Molecule: messenger RNA, 1122 nt
Organism: Asterias rubens (European starfish)
Lineage: Eukaryota; Metazoa; Echinodermata; Asteroidea; Forcipulatida; Asteriidae
Product: complement C1q and tumor necrosis factor-related protein 9A-like
Exons: 2
Coding region: 152-964 (270 amino acids)
Molecular function (GO): protein binding
Source: RefSeq, a predicted model, not a curated record